This is a messenger RNA of Syngnathoides biaculeatus (alligator pipefish), 3493 nucleotides long. Its product is annotated as nardilysin-like. NCBI's taxonomy places the organism in Eukaryota, Metazoa, Chordata, Actinopteri, Syngnathiformes, Syngnathidae. Gene Ontology annotation, molecular function: metal ion binding; metalloendopeptidase activity. The record is from RefSeq and is a predicted model, not a curated record. Gene Ontology annotation, biological process: proteolysis.
GAGACGACGUCAGGACAUUGCCCAAUCAUGGCACGUUGUGCGUGACUCGUGGGCUGUCAGCCAAUGGCGGGCUUUGUUGAGUCUGCCCAAUGAGGCUCGCCGCUACCUCGAAGUCGUCGCUCGGUUUGUGUCGGAUCCGCUCGAGCUCGAACAAUCGCACCCGUCAUGCCUCAGACCAACAAGUCCGUCGGCGCCGCCAGCGCUUCGGGUCCGGCGUGCGCCGCCGACCAGGGCGAGCCGCCGCCGUCCACGCGGGACCUCGACACGCAGCGGGACGCCGCCGAGGACCGGGGAGACCCGGAGAUCGUCAAGUCGCCCAACGACCCCAAGAAAUACAGAUGCAUCCAGCUGAGCAACGGCCUCAGAGCGCUGCUCAUCUCCGACUUGAGCGUCGCCGACGGGAAGACCCAAGGCGGCGACGGCGCGGACCGGGACGACGAGGAGGAAGACGAGACGGAUUCGGGCGAGGGCUCGGAGGAGGAUGACGAGGGCGACGAAGCGGAAGGGCGAGACAGCGACUUUACGGAUGAGGACGAAGACGAGGACGGCGCCACUAAAAAGAAGAAGAAGAGUGCAGAAAAGCAGGCCGCAGCCGCCUUGUGCGUCGCCGUCGGCAGCUUCAGCGAUCCCGACCAACUCCCGGGUCUCGCCCACUUCCUGGAGCACAUGGUGUUCAUGGGAAGCGAGAAGUACCCGGCGGAGAACGGCUUCGACGCCUUCCUCAAGAAGCACGGCGGCAGCGACAACGCGUCCACCGACUGCGAGAGGACCGUCUUCCAGUUCGACGUGCAGAAGAAGCACUUCCGGGAGGCCCUCGACAGGUGGGCCCAGUUCUUCAUCUGCCCGCUGAUGAUCGAGGACGCCGUGGACCGAGAGGUGGAGGCGGUGGACAGCGAGUACCAGCUGGCGAGACCGUCCGACUCUCACCGCAAGGAGAUGCUGUUCGGCAGCCUGGCCGUGCCGGGACAUCCCAUGAGCAAGUUCUGCUGGGGAAACGCUCGCACCUUGAAACAGGAGCCCCGAGAGCGAGGGAUGGACACCUACCGCCAUCUGCGAGACUUCUGGACCCGCUUUUACUCGGCCCACUACAUGACGCUCGCUGUGCAGUCCAAAGAGACUCUGGACACCCUGGAGCGGUGGGUCCGCGAGAUCUUCGUCCACAUCCCCAACAACGCCGAACCGCCGGUGGACUUUUCUCACCUGCCGAGGCCGUUCGACACGCCGGCUUUCAACAAACUCUACAGAGUGGUUCCCGUGCGGAAGGUGCACGCGCUGAGCGUCAGCUGGGCCCUGCCCCCCCAGGGGAAGCACUACAGGGUGAAGCCUCUCCACUACAUCUCCUGGCUGAUCGGACACGAGGGCAGCGGCAGCAUCCUGUCGGCGCUGCGGAGGAAGUGCUGGGCUCUGGCUCUGUUCGGGGGCAACAGCGAGACGGGCUUCGACCAGAACACCACCUACUCGGUCUUCUCCGUCUCCAUCACCCUGACCGACGAGGGCUUCCGCAACUUCUACCAGGUGGUCCACUUGGUGUUCCAGUACCUGAAGAUGCUGCAGACUCUCGGCCCUCAGCAGAGGAUCUACGAGGAAAUCCAGAAGAUCGAAGACAACGAGUUCCGCUAUCAGGAGCAGACAGACCCCAUCGAGUUUGUGGAGAACAUCUGCGAGAACAUGCAGCUGUUUCCCAAGGAGGACUUCCUGACCGGGGACCAGCUCAUGUUUGACUUCGACCCCGAGGUGAUCGGCGACGCUCUGUCCUUGCUGACCCCCGCCGGGGCCAACCUGCUGCUGCUUUCCCCGGAACACGAAGGCCUCUGCCAGCUCAGGGAGAAAUGGUUCGGCACCUCUUACAGCGUGCAAGACAUCCCGCCCGAGUGGGCUCAACGAUGGGCGUCGGACUUGGACGUCAACCCUGAACUUCACCUUCCCGCUGCAAACAAGUUCAUCGCGUCCGAUUUCGCUCUGAGGCCGUCCGACCGUCCCGACACGGAGUUUCCCGUCAAGAUCUUGGACGACGAGCGAGGUUGUCUCUGGUACAAGAAGGACAACAAGUUCAAGAUCCCCAAAGCGUAUAUUCGCUUCCACUUGAUCUCCCCGAUGAUUCAGAAGAGUCCCGAGAACGUGGUGCUGUUCGACCUGUUCGUCAACAUCCUGGCGCACAACCUGGCCGAGCCGGCGUACGAGGCCGACGUGGCCCAGCUGGAGUACAAACUGGUGGCGGGCGAGCACGGCCUGCUGAUCAAGCUCAGGGGCUUCAACCACAAGCUGCCCCUGCUGCUGAAACUGCUGGUGGAGCACAUUGCCGACUUCAGCUCAGACGCGGGCGUCUUCGCCAUGUUCUCGGAGCAGCUGAAGAAGGCCUACUUCAACGUCCUCAUCAAGCCGGAUCGUCUGGGCAAGGACGUGCGUCUGUUGAUCCUGGAGCGCAGCCGCUGGUCGCUGAUCGAGAAGUACCGCGCCGUCGCGGCGGGCCCGACCCUCGGCGACUUGUUGGCCUUCGUGGACGAGCUGAAGGCGGAGCUCUACGCGGAGGGACUGGUCCAGGGCAACUUCACCGCCGCGGAGUCCGAGGAGUUCCUGCACUACUUCACCGAGGGGCUGCGCUACCGGCCUCUGUCAGCAGAGGUCCCCGUGUCUUUCCGGGUGGUGGAGCUGCCCGUCGGCCAUCACCUGUGCAAGGUCAAGUCCCUCAACAAGGGCGACGCCAACUCGGAGGUUACCGUCUACUACCAGUCGGGACUGAAGAAUCUGCGUGAACACGCCCUGAUGGAGCUACUAGUGAUGCACAUGGAGGAGCCGUGCUUCGACUUCCUUCGGACCAAAGAGACGCUGGGGUACCACGUGUACCCCACCUGCAGGAACACCUCCGGGGUCCUGGGCUUCUCCGUCACCGUGGAAACGCAGGCCAGCAAGUUCAGCACGGAGUUUGUGGAGUCCAAGGUGGAGGAGUUCCUGCAGCGGUUCGGCGAGCGUCUGUCGGCGUUGAGCGACGAGGCCUUCGAGACGCAGGUGACGGCGCUCGUCAAGCUGAAAGAGUGCGAGGACGCUCACCUCGGCGAGGAAGUGGACCGGAACUGGUUCGAGGUGCUCACCAGGCAGUACCUCUUCCGGAGACUGGACAUGGAGAUCUCGGCGCUGAAGGGCUUCACCCGCGAGGUUCUGCUCUCCUGGUUCGCCGAGCAUCGCCGCGCCGGCAGGAAGCUGAGCGUGCACGUGGCGGGCUUCGGCGCGGAGGAGGGCGACCCGCCGGAACCCGACCCCGGGCCGGCCUGCGCCCCGGACGGCGCCGACGCGGCCUCGUCGUCCUACGGCGAAGUGAGCUCGCUGACUUUCCCGGACGUCUCCUCGUCCGCCCUGAGGGACGCCGCCGUCGCGACCGUCCGCGACAUCCGACCCUUCGCCUCCGGCCUCCCCCUGCACCCCCACCACAAAGUCCUCAGCUAGCACCGCUCGCUGCCGAACGCGUCACGCAGGCCAUUAAAGGCUCUUUUCUGUU